Lasiodiplodia theobromae is the source of this 1953-nucleotide messenger RNA. RefSeq names its product Universal stress protein A. The coding region runs from base 1 to 1953 and encodes 650 amino acids. NCBI's taxonomy places the organism in Eukaryota, Fungi, Ascomycota, Dothideomycetes, Botryosphaeriales, Botryosphaeriaceae. The record is from RefSeq and is a predicted model, not a curated record. The transcript has 4 exons.
AUGUCGCUCGAAUCCGCGCUCGACGAGGAGCGUCGGGCCGUCAUGGACAUUUUGGAGGGGAUCAAUCGCGGUCGCGCGUCGCAUUCGCGAGCAAGCAGUCCUGGCGGCGCGCAAUCCCCCGUGCGCAGCAUGCUGGACAUUGGCGACAAGCACACGGCCAAGUUCAUUCUCCCUUCGGACCAGGAGAAGGAAGAAAAGCGCAAGAAGCGGGAGGAGGAAUUCCGCCAGGCCAGCUUGAAGGCGGCUUCGCAGCCCCCCGGCGCGAGGAGAGCCCGCAGCCCCUUGGCUGGCGGCAGCACCGACCCCGAGGAUGCCUAUUCAUUCAACAUGCUCCCAUCCAUCGAUUCACGCGUGCCAAAGCGCGUCACACAAGGUGGGAAAAAAGGUAAGCAGCGCGCCAUGGCAACCGUAUUUGGUUCAGGAAGCGGCAGCAAGGACCUCAGCCGACGCAACUCGACAGGCAUCAUGGGAAAGAGCAAAUCCAAGUCUCCUGCCGCCCGCCUCCGGACUGAUUCCCCUGGAAGAAUGUACCGCAACAGCAAUUUCAUGGUCGACCCAUCAAAGUAUGUUACGGAAUCUGGAAGAUCCAUCGACAUGAAUAGUGCAUAUCGCAGAUUGUCUGACGCGGCCCUCCUUCGUUCUGGUGGUAGCCUGGCUUCUUUGCCAUCUAGGAAAGGAUCGGAUCCCACGAGAGGCGAAACUAUAGUCCCAGGUGGUGGUGUGCGUCUGGAGAAAGACUAUUAUGCAGACGAUGACGACGACGAUGCUAUCGAGAGCAGCGACGACGACGACUCGGAUCUUGAUUCUGGUGAUGAGGGCAGAGGCAGGCGACGCCGACGAAGCACCAAUAACACAGAUAUCAAAGACAAGCUCCCGAAGAGCUUGCUUGCAGCCGCCGAGGAAGACCGAAAAACGUCGAGCGAGUACAAAGUUAGGUCUUUGCUGGAGCCUACGGUCACAGUCACAGGUCCAAAUGGCGAGAAGAUGACACAGAAAAAGAAGGGAGUCCAUCCGACAACGAACUUCGAUGCAGGCGGAUCAGGCAUGUCGACGCCGAUGACGUCGGACACAGAGCAAGACAUCUCAGAGAUCAAACGCGCACAACGGAUGGCCAUGACCAUGUCACCAAUCCAUUCAACGCCUGCAGCUCACAGAUGCAUCCGUCAAAUCAUCCGCGGCGACUAUUCCGGAAUGCAAAGAGAAGCAGAGAGGGGCUUGCGUCGCCAACGCAUGUAUCUUGUAGCAACUGACCUCAGUGAGGAAGCAGCCUACGCGCUUGAAUGGACCAUCGGCACUGUUCUGCGCGAUGGUGACACGCUUCUCGCUGUAUAUGCUGUUGAUGAGGAAAUUGGUACUGGAGGCGAGUCUGGGGCGAUUGGCAUUGGCGAGGGCGCUCAGAUGAUGCGUGACACUGCCAGUCUUGUCAAGACUCUCUCGCACAACCAGCGCGUGAUUGAUGACGGGCGCCCGAAGCCGAAGAGCCGCCACCAGAGCCUAGGGCCAUCGCCGUUGCAUCAGAGUUUCCGCCCCACUGAUGACAAUGAGCAGGACCAGCCGGAACCUGAUUUAGCAAACAUGGACCAGGCAGAGCGUGAGCGCUGGCAUGCCACGAUGGAAGUGAGCGAUCGCAUUGUCUCGCUACUUCGGAAAACGAAGCUCCAGGUUCGGGCUGUCAUUGAAGUGUUCCACUGCAGGAGCCCGAAGCACAUGAUUACUGAAGUGAUCGAUUUCAUGGACCCAACACUUGUCAUUCUUGGAUCGCGAGGUCGCAGCGCGCUGAAGGGUGUCCUUCUUGGCUCUUUCAGUAAUUACCUGGUCACCAAGUCGUCUGUUCCGGUCAUGGUAGCACGGAAACGACUGCGCAAGCACAGCAAAUACAAGCGCGGCAACUUGCGCCUGUCUAACGUGCUUUCGAACCCAGCAUCGAAGCUGGCUUCAGCCAAAAUCGACUAA